UGUGUCUACUUCCUUGCUGUUUCCCCCCAUCUCUCUCACCGUUUUCCUUCAGGCAGCAAUAAUAAUGGUUGUGGAUGAGUGGAUCUUGAACAUCCUAGUUCCACCUACGUGCAUAGCUUUGCUCCUUUUCAUUUUACCACCUUACCUCUUAUUCAAGAUUAUCUACUACGUUCUGAGAUCACUACUUAAAGAGAACGUUGCAGGGAAAGUUAUCCUUAUAACUGGAGCUUCCUCAGGCAUAGGCGAGCAUAUAGCAUAUGAAUAUGGAAGAAGAGGAGCGCGUCUGGCUCUUGUUGCUAGAAGAGAGAAUCGACUGAAGGAGGUUGCACAAAGAGCCAUGGCGCUUGGUUCUCCUCAUGUCAUUACCAUUCCUGCAGAUGUUUCCAUACUCAAAGAUUGUCAGCGGUUCGUUGACUGCACGGUCAACCGCUUUGGACGAUUGGAUCAUCUGGUGAACAAUGCUGGGGUUGUUCCUGUUUGCUUGUUUGAACACGCCACUGAUAUCAGUAAUUUUGCACCCGCAAUGGACAUUAACCUGUGGGGUUCGGCGUACGCCACUUAUUUUUCGAUCCCAUACCUCAGAAAAAGCAGAGGCAAGAUCAUAGCAAUAGCUUCCUCGGCUGGAUGGUUGCCUACUCCUAGAAUGAUAUUCUACAAUGCAAGCAAAGCAGCAGUAAUAAGCUUAUAUGAGAGUUUGAGGACUGAACUAGGAAAGGACAUAGGAAUAACCAUAGUCACACCAGGGUUGGUCGAGUCAGAAAUGACACAGGGCAAGUUCUUAUCAAAAGAUGGCCAAAUGGUUCUUGACCAAGAAAUGAGAGAUGUUCUGGUUAGUUUGAUGCCCAUAAGAUCGGUGACGGAAGCUGCCAAGUCAAUAGUGAAUAGCGCCUGCCGUGGAGACCCGUACCUGACAGAACCAGCUUGGAUUAGGACAACUUUGUAUUUGCAGAUAUUUUGCCCUCAACUACUCGAAUAUUUAAGCCGCUGGACCCUAAUUUCAGGCACUUCUGAGAGGGACACAAUUAGCAAGAAGCUCCUUCAUUUAUCAUGCCUGAAGAAAUAUCUCUAUCCUGAAUCAGUCAGAAAUCCUACGCUCCAACCCAACUAGAGUGUAGAUUCUUAAUACAGGCACUUAAAUGACAAUAAAAAUGUGCCGUUCAUGUACUUUUGAUUGCCUCAAUAGUUUGUUCUUCUAGAUUAUAGAGUGUAGAUUCUUAAUACAGGCACUUAAAUGACAAUAAAAAUGUGCCGUUCAUGUACUUUUGAUUGCCUCAAUAGUUUGUUCUUCUAGAUUACAGGGCGUUUACAAUGUGUUUAACAAACUCUCAAGUCUCUUUGUACAAGUCAAAACUUUCUAAAACAGAGAUAAUACAGAGUGAAACGG
Molecule: messenger RNA, 1384 nt
Organism: Arachis ipaensis
Lineage: Eukaryota; Viridiplantae; Streptophyta; Magnoliopsida; Fabales; Fabaceae
Product: 11-beta-hydroxysteroid dehydrogenase A
Cellular component (GO): cytosol
Molecular function (GO): oxidoreductase activity
Source: RefSeq, a predicted model, not a curated record